UGUAGUAGGGAAUUGUAUUGGUGGUGCACGCUGUUACUGAGACGUGAUGUCUGUUUUACAAGCGGGUCGUAUACUAUCUCCUUUAGGAGUCCACUUCCACAAUGUGUGUCGGAGUGUUCUCUUCAUGCAAACGCGAGAUAAGAAGCGAUGGAUGAAAUCGUAUAUGUUUUUGAUGGAAAGAAAAAGAAAACUUGAAGGACCACCGCCACCAACUCCCCGCUCUCACCAGCCGAACUGGGACUAUCAUGCAGAAAUUCAAGCCUUCAACGCUAGGCUCCACGAGAAUGUUUCCCUCGAUCUCCUCAAGACUGCCUUUGUUAACCCUUGCUACAUCCGGUCUGAAGAGCUGAACCGUAAGGAGCUGGGUCUGGAUAAGGAGGCCGUCGCUCUCAAUCUGAAAAGCAACGAAGAGCUCAGCAGCCAGGGCCUGCAGUUCACUCAAAGUUACCUUGCUGACUGGUGCAGAGGCACCUACCCAAGCUUGCCAGCAGAGGGCGUGGGCGCCAUUGUGAAGUAUUUGUGUGAGCCGGACACCGUGUGCCAUGUGGCAAGAAAUCUGGCUGUGGAGGACCUCACACUGAGUGCCCAGUUCCCUGUGCCAGAUGAUGUGCUGCACAAGACCUUUUUUGCUGUGGUAGGAGCACUGCUUCAGAGCAGUGGGCCACAGAAAGCUGGGUAUUUUAGCCGGGAUUUCUUAGUAACCCAGCUGAUUGGCAAAGAUCUGUUUGAGCUCUGGAGGGUCUUUAACCCAAUGGGUCUACUGGUGGAGGAACUGACCCGCAGGGAGAUCUCUCUCCCAGAGCCCAGGAUAACAAGACAGGCCGGAGUCAGUACUGUGCUUCCUCUCUACUUCGUUGGGCUGUACAGUGAUAAGAAGCUGAUCGCCGAGGGACCCGGUGAGACCAUUCUUGCUGCAGAGGAAGAAGCAGCAAGAGUUGCACUCCGCAAGAUCUAUGGCUACACAGAGAACAGGCGCCCCUGGGACUUUUCCACACCAAGAGAGGAGACAACAGCAGCCCAAGCCAUCGGCAGCAGUUAGACAGCCGACAGUGCUGCAGCUGUACUUGGGCUGUAUAAUAAUCAUCUGUUCCAUGUGGAGAGGGUGAACGUGCUCAGGUCUACGUUAUUUGUAAAUGGACACAAAUCUAUUGUCUGUUAAGUCUCCAGUUUUUUUCAAAGGAUUAAUACCGAUCUUGUGAAUUUCUUGAUUGUUCAUUGAUAUUUGUGAGAGCGUUCAGAUUUUUAAAAAAAUACACUUCAAAAUGAUCAUGAGCAGAUGGUGGGUGUAUAUUAACUGGAAGGCAGUGUGUUCCAAGUGUACUUCAGUUUUAUUGUCACAGAUAUUCCCAUUCUGUAAAACAUUAAAUAGAACAACAAAAGUGAA
Molecule: messenger RNA, 1384 nt
Organism: Lepisosteus oculatus (spotted gar)
Lineage: Eukaryota; Metazoa; Chordata; Actinopteri; Semionotiformes; Lepisosteidae
Gene: mrpl44
Product: mitochondrial ribosomal protein L44
Biological process (GO): RNA processing
Molecular function (GO): double-stranded RNA binding; ribonuclease III activity
Source: RefSeq, a predicted model, not a curated record